AGACGGUAUAUUUUGGUAUAUUUCUGAGGGUCGGACGGUAUAUUUUAAGGAUAAAUCCGCGGUCACACUGGAUGUAACUACAAGAUCCGGGAGACUUAAACGUUGGUCGCUCGUGCAGUCGGUGCUGCAGUGCGAAGAACCAUGCAUGAGGAUGACUUGAAAAAUCAAUUAACGAUUGCGCGGAAUGAGAUUAACAAUUUGAGGCAGCAAGUGCGGAACCUACAGCAUGUGCAGCGCAAGGACAUCGAAACAAUAACCCGCCUGCUGAAGGACUUUCGCUGCGAAGGCUGUUCGAGUAAGCAGAAUGCCAAGGCCAAGGACGGCACUGACACUGACAAGGCGGAGGCGGCGCCCGGGCUUCAGGGUCAGGACGUCAAUGGCAGUGGGAGCAGCAACAGUAACAGCAAUGAGGAGUCUGCCCAUUUUCGUCCGAUUGGCGUAAUACGGACUGCCUUUCCGGAGAAGAGAGCUGUGCCGAGGCAAUCGGUUGUGGGCAGCCGCCUACGUAGCCUUAUCCAGCUUAAUGAUGGCGUCUUCACCAACCCGGAGCACUCGCUGGAGGGACUGUCUGACUUCUCACACCUGUGGCUGAUUUACCACUUCCAUCGGAACAAUGCCCAUCCGAAGGCUAAAGUGGCACCCCCGCGCCUGGGCGGGGAACGAGUAGGAGUUUUCUCAACACGCUCGCCCCACCGACCGUGCCCCAUCGGCCUGUCGUUGGUGGAAAUAGAGAAAAUUGAAAAUGCUACCAUCAGUUUCUUUGGCACGGACAUGGUGGACGGAACACCUGUGCUGGACAUCAAGCCGUACAUUCCAUAUUACGAUGCGCCAGCCUUGAGCAUCGACUCAGGUAUGUUAGGCGCAUACAAACCUGUACAACCACGAUUCUAUCAAAAUUUUGGCCUCGUGGCAGGUCGAGCCUCAGCUGGUCCGAAUGAAACCAGCCUGGACUUUUACGACUCCCGUCAGGAGCCCGAUGGCGAAGAGUCCGAUCUGGAGCUAUACGGUGCCGCUGGCUAUGCUGUAAACAGCAUCAGUUCCGACCCGAUUCUGCCGCCCCCAAGCGCCGUACGCGUCCCCAACUGGGUGGUGGCCAGCCAUCGGUUGAGUGUUUGCUUCAACGAGCACGCCGAGGCCCAGCUGAAGGAUUUGCAGGUCGAGAAACAGUGCAUCGUUGAAAUCUUGGAGGCGGAUCCGCGCUCAGUGUACCUGCGCACAAAAUACGGCUCUCAGAUCUUCACUUUCCAGCUAAGUGAAGUCACCGUGACGUGCAAGUUCGACGACAAGGCCGCCACAGUGACUGUGGUGCAGGUUCGCCGCAAUGAAAAUGUGCAAGUGGUCGCACUGGACUGCGAUCAGCGCAGUGCUUAAGUUAUAGUUGUUUUCCCGGAUGGCUUUGCAGGGAGAUAUGUGUUUAGCUUAAGUAUUCCGUGUUUAGGAGCUUUGACGUUUCGAUUUUGCUGUAGGACACAAGACAUUCUAAAAUAUAUUUAUGCUGCUUGUUUCUGAAGUAAAAAA
This is a messenger RNA of Drosophila pseudoobscura, 1518 nucleotides long. RefSeq names its product tRNA (adenine(37)-N6)-methyltransferase. NCBI's taxonomy places the organism in Eukaryota, Metazoa, Arthropoda, Insecta, Diptera, Drosophilidae. The transcript is spliced from 4 exons. The coding region runs from base 142 to 1371 and encodes 409 amino acids. The record is from RefSeq and is a predicted model, not a curated record.